This is a messenger RNA of Cordyceps militaris CM01, 2319 nucleotides long. RefSeq names its product protein family UPF0171. Gene Ontology annotation, biological process: cellular response to amino acid starvation; TORC1 signaling; negative regulation of TORC1 signaling. The record is from RefSeq and is a predicted model, not a curated record. The transcript has 3 exons. Lineage: Eukaryota; Fungi; Ascomycota; Sordariomycetes; Hypocreales; Cordycipitaceae. Gene Ontology annotation, cellular component: GATOR1 complex. Bases 1 to 2319 code for a protein of 772 amino acids.
AUGUCCUUUGUCAACCCGGACAACCUCAUCGCCGUCGCCCUCGUCAUCAACCGGUCGCGCGACGGCCCCGCCUUUGUCUUCCACUACCCGCCCGCCGUGCUCCCCGUCAACGCCGAGACCCCCUCGCACGAUGCCGCCGACUCCGAGGACAUACUGCUCGAGCGCCUGUCGCGGCCGCUGUUUCGCUCCUCCCAGGACCACCACGAGCCCCGCGGCGGCGCCGGCGGCGCCGGCGGCCACCACCUGCCCGAGCACGACACCGCCGCCGUCCCCUGGGAGAGCGUCGCCGGCUUCCCCACGCGCGACCUCGCCAGCAUCCUGACCCCGGCCCGCCCGUACCACAAGCGGCUCUUCCAGCUCUCCCUCGACCCGCUGCUCUGCGUCUCCUACCCCAUCCACGUCCCCGAGAGCGGCAAGUGGAAGCGCGCCAAGAAGAGCAAGCCCGGCCGCCCCCCGUCCGCCGUUGUCGUCGUCGUCGACGAGGCCGACAACACCCCGGCCGCGUCGCGCGCGCCGUCCAUUGCCGUGUCCGCGCCGCCGACUCCGGUGGACGCCGAGGGCGCCGCCGACAAGGACAAGGAAAAGGACAAGAGGGACGAAGACGAGGAAAAGAGAAGCUCCAUGACCAUGUUCAACCUCGUCUUCAUCCUGCGGCCCAAAAAGGACCAGACGAGGGAGCUCGUCGACGCUCUCUACUCCAACAUUGCAAAAAAAGUCAACAAGGCCUUCAAAUACAGCCAGCAGCACAGCGACUUUGUGUGGAAAGAGUCUAAGAAGAUUCUAGCCACCAAAGACCGCGCACGCGAAGACAACAAACGAAUGAGCCAGCUGUGGAGGGACCUCGUGCAGCAGUCGUCCCUCGCCGCCUCGGUGCAGGAUAUCUACGAGGCCGUCUCGCAGAACCGCAUCGCGACGCUGCACCUCGACACGGCCGCCGGCGUGCUGAGCCCGUCGGUGCAGAUCCCCGCGCCGCUCUACGUCGCCGACCUGCCGGGGCCGCCCGACGAGGCGCGCCGCGCCCGCGGCCUCUGGCUCACCACCGCAAACGCCUUUCUCACCCAAGACACCCUCGAGGAGCCGGGCUUUCUCGACCGCCACUUUGGCCUGCUCCUCAUGGAGGACGACAAGAAGAUCAUUGCCGAGCUACAAGCCGACGGCGACCCGAGCGCGCUGCCCAUGGUGGAGUUUGUGCGUCUGUCCAAGCCGACAAUGAGCUUCUACCAGGUCGGCCAGAGCAACAUCCUCAGCCUCUCGCAGGUGCGCAAGUUUGCGCAGCACUUCAUCUUCUGGCGGCGCGCCAUGGCCGUCCCGCCGCUGCACGCGCGCGACACGUACGUCGUCUCGCCCAACUGCGACCUCGCGCGGCUGCCCGCGGCGUCGGCCGGCUGGCAGCGCGCCUUUCCGCUCGCGCCGCCCCUCGCCAACCUGCUCUCCGACAUGUCCGUGUGCCCGCGGCCGUACAAGACGUUUUGCCCGAGCAAGGUCCACCGCCCGCUCUACCUGCGCAUGCUCGCCUGGCUCCUCCGCGGCGGCUGGGUCACCCAGCUCUGCACCUUUGCCUACGUCGUCGUCUGGCCCGAGAUUGUCUACCAGGUCGACUACGAGAUGGAGGCCGAGGAGCUCGAGGGCCCGACACCCUCGACGUCGCCCCACUCGGCCGGAGGGACCGCCGCCGCCGUGUCCAUCUCGCCCCUGACAACCGCUGCCGGCGCUGGCGCGCUGGCCCGUCCGCACAACCAGCUCGCUCACCUCGACGAGGACGCCAUUCUCUCCCCGACGAGCACCGGUGCCGCCCCCAUCCCCGCCACCUCCGCCGCAGCAGGCAAGCCGCGCCAGGUGAGCAUCGCGAGCACCACCUCGGAAGCCACGACCGCCGCCAGCGGCUCUCUGCCUUCCACCGCCGGCGCCGUGCCGAUCCCCAGCACGACGGAGCGCGCCGCCGAAGCCGCGCGACUUGCCCGCAUCGCGCAGCGCGUCUCCCGCGAGGCCGCCGACAAGGCCGCCGCGCACGCCCGCCGCGUCGUCCCCGAGGCCACGCCGCACCCGUCGACCAACCGCAGCCCGCACCUCGCCGGCGUCGCGCCGCACAUCAUCCUCGACGCCAAGAAGACGACGGGGCCCGAGUCGCGGUACCUGGCCGCCAUAUCGUCGCGGCUGCGCGACGACCGCGUGCGCCAGGCCUGGGCCACCAUGUGCCGCUACUUUGACGGCCACGCGGCGCUCGAGAGGAUCGCCCUGCAGGAGGAGAUGAAGCGUAAGGAAGCUUGGACGCUCCUCACUGCCAUGAGCGAGUACUUGAUCUGCACGAGGCAUUGGUGA